AUGCUGCUCAGGCAGGACCCGGAAGGCAUGGAAGUCUUUAUGGUGGUACGCCACCAUCAGAUCGAUUUCGCCUCCGGCGCCCUGGUGUUUCCGGGCGGCAAAGCAGAUCCACAGGACUUCGACGAGAACCUGUUGCCCUGGCUGAACGGGCAGGAUGGUGACCAAAAUAUGCGCGCCAUUCAGGUCAGCGCCAUUCGCGAAGCGUUUGAGGAGUGUGGCGUGCUGCUGGCUCGUGAAAAAGGCAGUCAGGAACUGGUCAACGCGGAACUUGUUGCCACCCUGGAUCAAUAUCGGGAGCCGCUGAAUAGUGGCGAGUUGAGCCUGAUUGAAUUUCUGCAAAGCAACCAGUUAAUCCUGGCCUGCGAUACCCUGGUGCACUUUGCGCACUGGAUUACGCCGGAAGGCAUGCCAAAGCGCUUUGAUACCCACUUUUACCUGGCGUUAGCUCCUGAAGAUCAAAUUGCUUUGCACGAUGGUUAUGAAUCUGUUGAUUCUGUCUGGAUCCAACCGCAGGACGCUCUGGAUGAAGCCAAGGCGGGCACCAAAACCAUCAUCUUCCCCACAUUGCGGAACAUUGAACGACUCGCCAACACGCGAACACCAGAGGCAUCUGUUGCCGCUGCUCAGGCGACGCCGGUCAUCCCGAUUCUGCCCUGGACCGAAAAGCGGGAUGAUGGCAUGUAUGUGUGCAUUCCAACAGAUGCAGGCUACGCGGUGUGUGAAGAGAAAAUUCCUGGCCGGCCUUAG
Molecule: messenger RNA, 747 nt
Organism: Symbiodinium necroappetens
Lineage: Eukaryota; Dinophyceae; Suessiales; Symbiodiniaceae
Source: the annotation of a GenBank genome assembly